AUGAUCAAUGCCGAAACAAUCAAAAAAUUAGUGGACGACCAACUAUCUUCUCGCGAUGGUUUCGAGUCUCACAUGUUCAGAAUUGGUGCUUACAAUCAAGCAGUUGAAGAAAAUGGAGUUUUUGCUCUUCCCUACGAGGACUCAACUAUGGCUCUUUUGAUUUUAAGUACACCUGAUAUGUUUGAUGUCGCAUUCCGUAAAUGGGUUGUGCAAAAGACAAUAGAAUAUGGAUCAUUUGACGAUGUCUGUGAAAUUAUUUCUUCACCAAUUCAAAACUUUUUAGAAGAUCGACUAGAAGUUCUCAUUGAGAAACUCCGUAACAUCGAAGUGAACUUCGAAGUUCUGCACGACUAUUCAAUGACUCCACAACGUCGUCCAAAGAUUCUGAUGCAAACAUGCGGGCACGUCGCAGGAGCAGCGUUUUACUACCAGCCACGACAUUUUCAGGAAGAUGGGAUUUCAUGGCCUGUAAAAGGUCGCAUGGGACCAAACCUAGUGAGUAAACACAAUUAA
Caenorhabditis remanei is the source of this 513-nucleotide messenger RNA. RefSeq lists its product as uncharacterized. The record is from RefSeq and is a predicted model, not a curated record. Bases 1 to 513 code for a protein of 170 amino acids. The transcript has 4 exons. Gene Ontology annotation, cellular component: cytoplasm. Gene Ontology annotation, biological process: cobalamin metabolic process. Gene Ontology annotation, molecular function: cyanocobalamin reductase (cyanide-eliminating) (NADP+) activity; demethylase activity; FAD binding. Lineage: Eukaryota; Metazoa; Nematoda; Chromadorea; Rhabditida; Rhabditidae.